Onychostoma macrolepis is the source of this 5452-nucleotide messenger RNA. RefSeq names its product mbt domain containing 1 (gene mbtd1). Gene Ontology annotation, biological process: regulation of DNA-templated transcription. The coding region runs from base 160 to 2346 and encodes 728 amino acids. Lineage: Eukaryota; Metazoa; Chordata; Actinopteri; Cypriniformes; Cyprinidae. The transcript is spliced from 18 exons. Gene Ontology annotation, cellular component: nucleus. Gene Ontology annotation, molecular function: zinc ion binding. The record is from RefSeq and is a predicted model, not a curated record.
UCAGGCGCACGCGCACUUGAGCCAUGACAAUUGUUGAUAAUCAACUGGAGUUAUUUUUUUCCUUUAGAGUAAAAUAAUUUCAAGCCAGGCCCUUUCCCCCAGGGGGGCCCUUGGACCAUACCACAACGAACAUAAGAUACCGACUUGCAUGAAGGGCUAAUGGAAAAUCCAAGGGAUAUGAAACAGAUCCUGCUCGUCACACAAACUACAACAUUUACCUCGUUCAAAUCACUCGUAAUACUCUCUACGGCUGAGCACACUCCCCGCUCAGAGCGGAAGAGAAGAGAUUCGUUCGGGAUGUUUGACGGGUAUGACAGCUGCAGUGAAGACAGCAGUAGCAGCUCCAGCUCAGAGGACAGUGAGGAUGAAGUCCCCAGCAUCCCCGCCAGCCUGCCAAUCAUCAAAAACAACGGCCAGGUGUACACCUAUCCUGAUGGAAAAGCAGGAAUGGCAACCUGUGAGAUGUGUGGUAUGGUUGGUGUACGAGAUGCUUUCUACUCUAAAACAAAGAGAUUCUGCAGUGUAUCCUGCUCUAGAAGCUAUUCCUCCAAUUCUAAAAAGGCCAGUAUACUGGCAAGACUUCAGGGUAAACCACCUACGAAAAAGGCAAAAGUCUUACAGAAACAGCCAUUAAUGGCAAAGUUGGCAGCUUACGCACAGUAUCAAGCAAAUCAACAGAACCAAGCAAAAUCAAAAUCAGUGGUUCCUGUUGAAGGCUUUGACUGGGGCCAGUACAUUUGUAGCAAUAAUCUUGUUGGGGCACCAGUCAGUUGUUUCAAACAUGUGCCCAUGGGUAUGUGCUGGGGUGACAUAGCAGAGGGAGUGAGGGUGGAGGUCCUCAAUUCUGACACAAACCUCUCCACAAAAGUUUACUGGGUAGCAGGGAUUGUCAAACUGGCAGGUUUUAAAGCUCUUCUGCGCUAUGAGGGUUUUGAUAACGACUCAAGCAAAGACUUCUGGCGUAAUCUGUGUAUCCCAGAGGUCCACCCUGUUGGAUGGUGUGCUUCUAGUGGAAAGCCACUGGUGCCUCCGAAAUCCAUCCACCAUAAGUAUUCUAACUGGAAAGCGUUUCUUGUGAAACGACUCACUGGAGCCAAAACACUUCCACCAGAUUUCGCCACAAAGGUUCAGGAGAACAUGCAGUACCCGUUUAAGAAACUGAUGCGUGUGGAAGUUGUGGAUAAGACCCACCUGUGUCGAACUCGCGUGGCCCUGGUGGAACAGGUGAUUGGUGGACGUUUGCGCCUGGUGUAUGAGGAGAGCCAGGACGGCACCGAUGACUUCUGGUGUCACAUGUACAGCCCACUCAUCCACUCCAUUGGCUGGUCACGUAGCAUUGGACACCGUUUCAAAAGAUCUGAGGUGUCAAAGAAAAUGGAGGGCCAGAUGGAUGCUCCCUCACCGUUGUUUCUUAAGAUUAAGGAUGUGGAUCAGAGUGGGGAAUGGUUUAAAGAUGGAAUGAAGUUAGAGGCAAUAGACCCUCUAAAUCUCUCUGCUAUAUGUGUUGCUACUGUAAGAAAGGUGUUGGCAGACGGGUUCCUAAUGAUCGGGAUUGAUGGUUCUGAGGCUGCUGAUGGGUCAGACUGGUUCUGCUACCAUUCAACCUCUCCUUCCAUCUUCCCAGUCGGCUUCUGUGAAAUCAACAACAUUGAGCUCACACCCCCAAGAGGGUAUACCAAACUCCCUUUUAAAUGGUUUGACUACCUCAGAGAAAUGGGUUCAAUUGCAGCCCCUGUGAAGCUCUUUAACAAAGAAGUACCGAAUCACGGCUUCCGUGUAGGGAUGAAGCUGGAGGCAGUGGACCUGAUGGAGCCGCGUCUGGUGUGUGUCGCCACAGUGACCAGGAUCGUCCACAGACUCCUGCGCAUUCAUUUUGACGGCUGGGAGGAUGAGUACGAUCAGUGGGUGGACUGUGAGUCUCCAGAUCUCUACCCUGUAGGCUGGUGCCAACUGACUGGCUAUCAGCUGCAGCCGCCUGCCACGCAGACCACAAGAGAAGCACCGCCAAAUGUCUCGAAACAGAAAAAGAAGACUGCACAGUAUAAAGGACAAAAGAAAAAGAGGAAGAUUCCAGUUGGGAGGAGGCCGAUCGGUUUGGGUGGGCCUCUGAGGAGGAGGAGCUUCUCGGGUGAUGAAGAGCAGACUCCGCCCCAUUACCUGUCCCACUUCUCUGGGUCCGGGCGACCUCCCACCUCAGGUGUAGAGCAUGAUCGCUCUCUCAACUCAGAGGCCUCACUGCAGUUGAAAGAAGAGACUCCUGAGGUGGACGAGUUCACCUUCUCGCAGGGCAUCUCAGACCAGGAGAGCAACGGCUCAGGCAGUUACUACAUCAGACAGGAGCCCUGAGCAGCAUCAGCCAUCACAGAGCCUCACCUCACUGCCAACAGCACUGGAAAAAUCCCACUCGGAGCGAUGCACACGAGGCCUGGAAGAAGACACAGUGACUUCCCCUCACACCAGGUCUCUUUUUUUUUUUUUUUUUUUUUUCUUUUCAGGUUUGAAAAGCUUGAAGAAAGGACUUCUCAGUCAUUGAUCCGUGAGAGAAAGGUGUGUAUAAGAGGGGAUUUUUUUAAAAAUGGGGAUUCUGUUUUUUGUCCUGACUUUUCAUUGAAACAAUUUGCCCGAUGGACUUUUUCUCCUCAGUGUUCAUUGUACUUGAAGUUUUCUUCACUUUUAUUUCUGUCUUUAGUUCCCCUUUUGGUGAGAAGAAAAAAAAAAAAAGUUUUGGGGGGUAAGAUUUCAGUACCUUGUGUGUUUCUCGCUGUUUCAUUUGUUCUGGAUGGGUGUGCAUUUGGUAAGAGUAGUAAAAAUCUAUAUUGAGACAGUAUAUUCAUAUAUGUAUGACAUUCAUAUUAAACACACAUAUAUAAAUAUUUAAACGUAUAAAUAUAGUAGUGGAAUGAGGGAGGAUGGUAUUAAAAUCAAACCUUACUGGUAUGAAGAGUAGACUAAUGGAAAACACUCACAAUUUGCACUACAGGGAUAAAAAUAUAUGUUUUGGCCUGUAAAACGAUAGUAAAAACCUGCAGCUUUAUUGUAUUAUGUGAUUUAACAAACAUAAUUAUAGAAGUGGGAUGUGCUCAAGUCAAAGUGAAUAUUGUGAUAUGCAAAAAAAAAAAAAAAACUACAAAAAUAGUUAUUUGACGCCGAUGUUUAUGGUUUUAAUUUGUUCUAAAGAGCCAUUUUUAUACGGGCGGUCAGUAUUUUGUGAGCCGUCGAAUAAACCGUAAGCAAUCACUGCUACCUGAACACUACCUUCCUGUCAUCUUUGAUGUUGACGGCACAGCAGAGGAUUCUUCUGGUAGACUUUCUAGUAGUAUUGCGAGUCUCUGAACAAUACAGCGCCAGCUUGUUUGUUUACCAGCCUCUUUGUUCGUGCAUCAGCGAGGAAUCCCAUCACAUCCCAUGCAUUUUUCUUAACUUACAUCAUUCAUUCCAGAAGGAAACCAUUUUUACUACCUCUAAAAGAAGGUGAUUUUGAAAUACACAGGUUGAAGAUUCAAGUGGUUCCUUGGCCUCGCUAAGGUUGCAAUAGGUAGUUUUCAUGCUCCAUUUGAAAGGGUAUAUUCAUUAUAUUUUAUGCAAAUGGCAACUAUCCACACUUGGACACAUGGCUUAUUUCACUUUAAAAGUCUACACAUCAUUUAUAUUUGUAUCAUAGCAUGUUAUCGACAGAGUUCUUGAAAUGGAAAAGAAAGUUAUGCAAUAAUAAUGUCUGUUGUUUUAUGAUGUCUUACUCUGAAAACUCAAAUCACACAGCUCAUAAAUAUAUAGGCUAGAUACAUUCUAUAGACUUAAAACAAAAUAUUCUUACAAUAUAUUGCAAAACUGUGACAAUUUUCUAAGAGCUAGACUUGAGCUUUCCCUCUUAUAGAUCGUUCUGAGUGUAAAUAACCUUUAUAACAUCCUAUAGAUUCAAGCGAUAUAACAUUUGCAUAGUGGUUUAUCUUAGUAUAACUAUAAGCUCUAUUCAAUACCAGUAAGGUUGUUGGUGAACUCUCAGGAAACGUAUCUCAUCGACUUCUGCUUUAUUUGAAGGUUUGCGGCUAUUGCUUCUAAGAUCAUCCAAUUCUGCUUUGUUUCCAAUAUUUGAAGCUCCUGACAAAUGUGACCAUGUCGUUGUUUUCCUCUGGUUCAUCUUUGCUUGCAUUCAUCAAAUGCUGAGUACAUUUUGUAAAUGGUCACCCACAUGUUGUAGUUAGAUCCAUGUUAAAUUAUGGUUUGUUGUAUAAAGAUCCAAUGUAUUUUUUUUUCCUUUUUUUUUUUUUUUUUUCUCUCUCUCUCUCUUGUAAUUUCACUUUUUUCCUUCAUGGGGUUUUUAGCAGAUGUUUGUACUGAAUCAUUAUGAAUUGGUUUAUUUUUUUAGUCAUUUCUGGGUUUCUUCAGUAGCUGUUGUGUUGUAAACGUGUAGUUUUCUAAAUGUAAGGCACUGUUGUGUAUUUAAUUUGUAAACGUCAAACUGGGACUUCAUGGCUACAUUUUACAUCAGCAACCACAUCGAUAUUGUCAUGUUCAUACUUCUUCAAUGCUUAUUCUUCAUGCAAAUUUUGCAUUGUUUUCAAUGUCAUUGUUUUUCUUCAUAAACCCCAUCCAUAGCGUCAGGAUUUAGGUACACACUGGUUACAAUCAUGCUUGUCAGCUAAAUUUUUUUAUUUUUUUUUAAUUAUUAUAAUAACAAGACCAAAAUCUCAAUCAUUUGCAAUUAAAAUAUGACUGUUGAGGCAAAUUUAGCUGCUACCCUCAAAUGAAUUUAAGCCCUAACGCACAACUUCACCUUUAAGUACACACUCUCUCGUCAGCAGAAUUGAUGCCUUAUCCUCUGUUAUGUUUUUUCUCUACACAAGUAAAGCUAUUGAGUCAAACAUAGAGAAGCAGAAUACAAAAUAUAAAGAAAAAUAUGUUGUCCAGUAGAGUGAUUAUCAGUGCAUGCAGCAAUGUGAGAAUCUUAUGAGGGCCAGUGUUGUUCUGGUCUCGAUACUAACACGGGUUUUUGUGAUGUUCCCUCUGUCCUCAGUAAUCACAUCAUGGUGCUAUAUAUAUAUAUUUGAUAACUCAUUCAUUAGGUCUAUUAAAAGAAUUAAGUCUGUAAUUAUAAGUUGGAGAGCUGGUGAUUAUAACUUCAGAUCUGUAUUUUGGAUACAAGUAGCCGAAAUCAUUUAUAACAAUGAAAAAAAAAAAUAAAGAACUAACAUUGACCCUCAUAGUACAUAGAGGUGAGGGUGGUGGGUUUGUAACUUUUUUUGAUAGAGUCUGUAUCUGGUCUUUGCUUUAUUUCUGAUGACGAUAAUGAUGUGUGCUGUGAUAUGGGGUUUGAUAGCUUAUAUGUAUAUAGUUCAACUGUGGGGGAAGCUUUUGUUGGUUGAAUUUUGUUAAUUUGUUUACAAGCAUUUCAAACUGUUUCCGCAUGGCUGUGAAAAUGUAUCUGUUGAAAUUGAAAAAAAAAAAAAAGAAA